CCGCUGCUCACAGGACUUCUCCCUGUGUGUGCCCGCAGGGAUUUACCUGUCCAGGCCAGGAGGCUGGUGGACCUGAUGAAGAAUAACACGAAUGUAAAUUUCCAGGAAGACUGGAAGAUAAUAACCCUGUUUAUAGGAGGCAAUGACCUCUGUGAUUUCUGUGAUGACACGGUUCACUAUUCUCCCGAGAACUUCGUAGCCAACAUUGGGAAGGCUUUGGACAUCCUCCACGCUGAGGUGCCUCGGGCGUUUGUGAACCUGGUAAAGGUGCUGGAGAUCAUCAACCUGAGGGAGCUGUACCAGGAUAAGAAUGUCAGCUGCCCGAGGCUGAUCCUCCGGAAUCUGUGUCCCUGCGUCUUGAAGUUUGAUGAUAACUCAACAGAACUUGCCGCCCUCAUCGAGGCAAACAAGAAGUAUCAGGAGAGGACUCACGAGCUGGUUGAGAGUGGGCAGUACGACACGAGGGAAGAUUUUACAGUGGUCGUGCAGCCAUUCUUUGAAAAAGUGGACAUGCCGAAGACCCCGGAGGGGCUGCCUGACAGCUCUUUCUUCGCUCCUGACUGUUUCCACUUCAGUAGCAAGGCUCAUGCCCAUGCCGCCUCUGCCCUCUGGAACAGCAUGCUGGAACCUGUUGGCCAGAAGGCAAGACAGUAUAACUUUGAAAGCAAGAUAAACAUCACAUGUCCAGACGAGGUCUGGCCGUAUCUGAGCACCUACAAGAACAGCGUGAAGGACCACGGGAGCUGGCUGAUGUGCAGUGACAGAGCCCCUUCUGCCUCGCCGCCCACCUCAGUGCAUGCCCUGAGACCAGCAGACAUCCAAGUCGUGGCUGCUCUGGGAGAUUCUCUGACCGCUGGCAAUGGAAUUGGCUCCAAACCAGAUGACCUUUCUGAUGUCACCACUCAGUAUCGAGGGCUGUCAUUUAGUUCAGGAGGGGACAGCUACCUGGAGAAGGUGACCACCUUACCGAAUAUCCUUCGGAAGUUUAACGGAAACCUCACAGGCUAUGCAGUGGGCACGGGGGAAGCCAACGACACGAAUGCAUUCCUCAAUCAGGCUGUUUCUGGAGCAAAGGCUAAGGAACUUGCGAGCCAAGCCCAGACUCUGAUACAGAAGAUGAAAGAUGACCAUAGAGUAAAUUUCCACGAGGACUGGAAGGUCAUCACCGUGCUGAUUGGAGGCAGUGAUUUAUGUGACUACUGCACGGAUUCGAAUCUGUAUUCUGCAGCCAACUAUUUUGACCAUCUCCGCAAUGCCUUGGACAUCCUGCAUAGAGAGGUACCCAGGGCGCUGGUCAACCUCGUGGACUUCAUGAGCCCCAGUGUCAUGCGGCAGGUGUUCCUAGGGAACCCUGACAAGUGCCCAGUGCAGCAGGCCAGCAUUUUGUGUAACUGUGUUCUGACUCCACGGGAGGGCUCCCAAGAGCUGGCCAGGUUGGAGGACGUCACCCAAGCCUACCAGAGCAGCAUGCGCGAGCUGGUGGAGUCCGGUCGCUACGACACACGGGAGGACUUCUCCGUGGUGCUGCAGCCCUUCUUCCACAGCAUUCAGCUUCCUGUCCUGGCGGAUGGGCACCUGGAUAUGUCCUUCUUCGCCCCAGACUGCCUCCACCCAAGUCAGAAAUUCCACUCCCAGCUCUCCAGAGCCCUUUGGGUCAAUAUGCUUGAACCGCCAGGAAGGAAAACUGAUACCCUGGACCUGACGGUGGAUAUACCCCUCUCCUGCCCCACUCAGAAUGAGCCCUUCCUGAGAACCCCCCGGAACAGUAACUACACGUACCCCACUGAGCCAGCCACGGAGAACUGGGGCAGUGACCUCCUGUGUGCUGAGUGGGAUCCUUCCAACAGUGUCCCUACAUCAGUCCAUGAGCUUCGACCCGCGGAUAUCAAAGUGGUGGCCGCCCUGGGUGACUCGCUGACUACAGCAGUGGGAGCCCGACCCAGCAAUGCCAGUGACCUCCUCACAUCCUGGAGGGGACUCUCCUGGAGCAUUGGAGGGGAUGGCAACUUGGAGACCAUCACCACACUGCCUAACAUUCUGAAGAAGUUCAACCCUAAAAUCCUCGGCUUCUCCACUGGCACACAGGAGGAGACGGCGGGGCUGAAUGUAGCAGUGGAAGGGGCAAGAGCUUGGGACAUGCCGGCCCAGGCCCGGGACCUCGUGGAACGAAUGAAAAACAGCCCUAAAAUCAACUUAGAGAAAGACUGGAAGCUCAUCACACUCUUCAUUGGGAGCAACGACUUGUGUCAUUACUGCGAGAAUCCGGAGGCCUACUCGCCCAGGGAGUAUCUUCAGCACAUCCAACAAGCCCUGGACAUCUUCUACAAGGAGCUUCCAAGGGCUUUCAUCAACGUGGUGGAGGUCAUGGAGCUGGUUGGCCUGCACCAGGGCCAAGGCGGGAAAUGUGUCAUGCCACUGGCUGCCCAGAGCAACUGCACCUGCCUCCGAGGCUCCCAGGAGAACUCCCCGGAGAUGCAGAAACUGAAGACAGUGAACUGGAACUUCCAGAGUGGCCUCUCCAGGUUCUCCUACCAGCACGAGUACCUGCAGCGCGAGGACUUCGCCGUGGUCGCGCAGCCUUUCUUCCAGAACACUCUCGUCCCUCUGAAUGACCGAGGGGGCGCUGACCUCACCUUCUUCUCUGAGGACUGUUUCCACUUCUCAGAACGCGGGCAUGCAGAGAUGGCCAUCGCUCUCUGGAACAACAUGCUGGAACCAGUUGGCGGUAAGACGACCUCCAACAACUUCACCUACAGCAGAACCAAACUCAAAUGCCCGUCUUCUGAGAGCCCCUACCUCCGUACCCUGAGGAACAGUCAGCUGCUCCAAGACCAGGCUGAAGCAGACCCCCAGGUGCUCUCCUGGGCCCUGCCAGUGGCGGCAGGAGGCGGCCUGGUGGUUGGUGUCAGUGCAAUGAUGAUAUGGAGAGCCCUGAGAGGUCGCCAGAGGGAAAAUCUGCCCAUCGAUCUGAACACGAUGCGUUUCUAGGCCUGCCAGCCACAUGCAGGCUCCCAUCCUAACUUCCCCAGCCACGCUCCCCACCAGCCCCUACCUCAGCUACCCCUGGCCCUCACUUCACCUCACUUCAACACCUGGCGACAUACGAAGCCAAAGGGACAGUCACAACUUCUUGGGGCCUGAGACCUUUGCUUCUGAAAUUGGCACAUUUAAAUAAAGGCCAAAGCUGUUCUA
Messenger RNA from Camelus dromedarius (Arabian camel), 3192 nucleotides. It is a transcript of the gene PLB1, whose product is annotated as phospholipase B1. Lineage: Eukaryota; Metazoa; Chordata; Mammalia; Artiodactyla; Camelidae. The record is from RefSeq and is a predicted model, not a curated record. Bases 76 to 2988 code for a protein of 970 amino acids. Gene Ontology annotation, biological process: phospholipid metabolic process. Gene Ontology annotation, molecular function: retinyl-palmitate esterase activity; A2-type glycerophospholipase activity; phosphatidylcholine lysophospholipase A1 activity. Gene Ontology annotation, cellular component: brush border membrane. The transcript has 37 exons.